AGUUCCUGGGUGUUUCCGUCUGGACUCUUGUAGUGAAAGAUCAAAAACUUUCCGAGUGUUUGACUGUUAAAGUUCGCUUUGGGCUUUCUACGUUCUCAAGGAUAAAAUAAACUUUUUGGCAAUAGAUAAAGUUCAAGUUUUAAAAAAAAGAAGUUUGGAGUUUCUGUUUGGAAUUGGCUCAUUUUGCAAGAAGUGCCACCUGGAGACAGAGUGAGCUGCUGGAAAGGCUCCAGUUGAGAGGGGGAGGGAUUUUUUUUAUCCUCUCUUCGGGGAGUUUGGGGAGUGUUUGCCAGAAAGGCAGAUCCUGGGAGAGGAUGGAGCGUUUGUUGCUGCUGCUGCUGCUUCUGGUGGUUAGUUGGGGACUGAUUUUGGGACGUGUUGUCAAAGUCCCAUCGGGCCGCCUGUACCGUGUUGUUGGAACUCCAGUCAGCAUUCCCUGUAACGUCAGUGAUUAUCAAGGACCAGCUGAACAGAACUUUGAUUGGUCUGUGAACCGCGUAAACAAACACUUCAGGAUUGUCAGCACGCUGGAACCUGAAUUUUCGGAUGCUGAAUACAAAGAGAAAAUCCAGAAGAAGGAUAUUUGGGUGAAGAGACUUAGUGACAACUCUGUUGAGCUGCACUUCAAGAGUGUCCAGUUUGAGGAUGAUGGGAGGUAUCAAUGCCAGACCCCUAGCACAGACGAAAAUAGUUCUGGAAAUUAUGAUGACAGUGUAUUUUUGCAGGUGAUCCCAGAUGGACUGACUGUAUCACCGAGAAGGUCCCGAAGUGCAAAGCCUGCAAGUUAUGUGGAAGGGAAAUCACUGGAACUUCAGUGUGUUGCGAAGACAACUUCAUCUGUUUCUACUCGUGUCUCUGUCACAUGGCAGUUAAAAGUGAAUGGCAGCAAGAGUCAAAAUGUUCUGUCAUUCACUGAAGACAGUUGGAUUCGACCCGGUGACUUGUACAAGGAUAGGUAUCAGAGUGGUGAUGUUAGAAUGGGAAUAGAAACAAAUGAUACCUUCAAAUUAAUCAUAACCAGUUUGCGACCUGAGGAUGGGGGUGUUUACUCCUGCAUAGCGGCAGAAUGGGUCAAAGAAGAUGGCUCCAAAUGGAAACAGAUUCAAGAAAAAAAUACAGACGUUGCAGUGAUCGAAGUGCAGCAGCUGGCCCAGACAUUGAACGUCUCUACACCCGGUCAGAAGCUCACUUUGAAUAAAGGUGAUGAAAUUGACCUCAUCUGCAACGUAACAGGAGUUGUAGACACGCUGACAGUUGAAGUUUCCUGGUAUUUCAGCACAUCUGCAGCAAAGCAUCCUCCAAGUGAUAAGGCUGUAGUGAGCUUGAAUCGGGCAGCAGUGGUGAGCGAUACUGAUUUUGUCACAUUGAGCAAGAUUAGUAGCAGUGAGUACCGACUGAGAGUGCAACAAAUUGACGAAACAGACAGUGGAUAUUACUACUGUGCAGCCUCGGUCUGGGUUCCGUAUACCAGUGAGAUUUGGCACAAGGCAGCAGAGGGAACGUCCAGUCCGGUUGGUGUCAUUGUUGGCAUUUUAGAUCCUACCUACACUGUCCAGCUAAGCUCCAUCAAGGUACCUAGUACCACAGGGGAAUCAGCUGAGUUUGAGUGCCGGGUGUUGGAUUUACAAAAUGCAGAUGAUGCAAAGCUGACUGUAGCCUGGUAUGUCAUCCCAAAACAGCUGAAUGGAACUCCAGAAGUGACUCUGCCUAUAGCAGCCAUGGAUCAGGAUUGGACCCUACAAUUGUUUGAUGAAUAUAUUGAGCGUGCAGAAAAAGGAGACAUCAUCUUUAUGAAGCCUGAGCUAUACACUUUCAAAUUUCAGAUGCAACAGGCUGUAGCUUCUGAUAGAGGAAAGUAUUUUUGCAAUGUCACUGCCCAGAUUAAACAACGAGGUAAUAUGUGGUUGAAAAAACAAGAAGUCUCCUCGCUUGCCAUUGAUAUUGACUGGAAAACAGAAGAUCCAAGCCUGAGUAUUACAGCAAUAGAGGAGAAACCAGUAUCCACACGAGGAAACACUUUUGAGAUGAUCUGUAGUGUUUCUGCAGAGCAUGUUGAAGUCCCCCAUUACUCUGUGGCUAUAGCAAUGAAUGAACCAGCUCUUACAGACACACAAUACAGCAAAAAACUUAUUUCGUUGACUCGGGACUCGGUGGUCAAACUGGAGAGAUGGGAUGACCAGGAUCGAUUGGAGGAUGUUGUUCUGGAAAAAGUUGGUGAUGAUGAGUUCCGUUUCCGUCUGUACAGGACUCAGUUUUCUGAUGAGGGAUCAUAUUACUGUAUUGUACAGGCUUGGGCUCUGGAUACAAAUGGGCAGUGGUCUGAAAUAGUUGCAAAUUCAUCCAACACUGUUGCUGUUGCCUUUAAAACUGCAGCUCCUCGGUUUAACGUGACUUUGCAAUCUGAGAAGCCUCAUGUAUUCCAAGGCGAGACUGUGGAAAUGAAUUGCACUGUUGAUCUAUUGGACAUACCUAACAACUCAGAUGUCUUGUAUGAAGUCGAAUGGUUUGUGACCCAACAAUUCUCCAAUGACACAAGCCAACGUCCUCUGCUGUCGAUAGAUCAAAGGUCAGUGGUGACCCAUCUGAAAGCCAAUACCGAUAUCAGCGUUGAACGAAUCAGCAUGCAUGAAUUCCGUCUACGACUACACUGUUCUGAGAAGUCUGUUGCCGGGGAUUAUCUUUGCAAAGUCACACCUUGGGUAAAAUUAGAGACCGGAACAUGGCAGAAAAUGCCUCCACAACAUUCUGAUUCUCUUUCCAUACGUGUUGAUGUUUCAGUGCUGGAUUCCUUCAAAAUGCCUUUGAUAUAUGGGAUUGGUAUUGCGAUAUUAAUUGGACUUCUCUCCUGUGCAAUUGGUUACUGUUCUUCUCGCUAUUGCUGCGGGGAGAGAAUGGCACAAAGAUACGAGCAACACAAAUUAAUAUCGAUGGCCUCAGACUGAGAUGACAAUCUCUUAGUGUUGGAGGAUUGACCAUUGGAUGAACUGCAUAAACUCUGCAAAUUUUGGGGAAAAGAAAAGCAGGUGUUCAAGAAGUGUUUUGUUUUAAGAAUGUUAACGUGCAAUGAUUGUAAUUUUCCUCUUUUUUUUAAAAAGCCAUUUUCAAAUAUUCAAGUGGGGUACAAACACUUCUUUUGUGGGAAUGUCACUGUGUGAUUUUGUUAAUUUUUUUAGUGGAAUGAGUGAUACUGUGGAGAUACUGCCAGUAUUCCUCAACAUCUGCCCAUCUCUAUUGACAGAGAAGAUCUAACUCCAGCUGCAUUUCCUUGGUUUCUGCUGGUCAGUCACCAUUCCUGUGGUUUCAGAUUAUUGAUCAAUUUGGGGUGUAAACUGAACAUUAUUGCCUUGAAUGGCAAUAGGGUUAAGAGUUCAUACUGUGAAAUGCAAGUUCUAAAUUACAAUGAAAUAUUGAUUCAAGCAGAGAGCCAAGUUUUACCAGUUUCUUUUUUUUUCUUAAAAGUCCUGAAGCCAGUAAAAUAAGCAGUCUUUGAUUCUGAUGGAAACAGGCUUGAAAAGGAGACUGGUGCCAAGGGCUAAAAUGGGCUGCAGCACAAGUUUCCUUUGGGAGUGUUUAAAGGGAGAGGCAGUAGUUCCAUUAUAUACAAUGUGUUCUCAAGACACUAUUGAGAGAAAACGGUUGUGCAAUUGUUUAUUGCUGUCUUUGAACAUGCACAAGUUGAAACUUACACCAGUGGAUACUGAUCUUGCUAUGGUUCACUCCAAUACAGUGCAUUUCAGUUUGAUUUUAGUGUGAAAGAUCUGCUUUGAUAACAGUAUAGCUUGCUGUUUAAGUUAAGAUAUUGCAAUUAAUGUAACUUUAAAAAAAAUAAAGAAACAGUCUACACUUGCCUGCUGCUGGUUGACUUUGGGGCAGUUAGUUCACUGUGUGAUGAUAUCACUGAUGAAACCACUUUGUAUAUUUGCUGCAUAUGAGACACUUUUUGAAAGGCAGAAAAGACACAAGAAUUCAAAUGAUGAAAAGGCUUGUUUCUCUACAGAUCAUGAGACAUUGAAUGUAAUGUAUUUAUCAGUUCUGGGUAAAGCCAGUUCUGUGGAAGACCAUUUUAUCCCCAGGUUAAGGGCUAUUACCAACACAUCCUUCCAGUUUUACUGCAGUGUUGAUGCUGGAACUGAAGAAAGAGACUUUAUGAGAAAUCUCAUAGUCUUUUCCAUCUGUUUUGCACACUGAGUGGGAAAUCAGAUCACCAGCUAUACAGUGUUGACCUCCUGUAUAACUCGGCUCAAUUUGGUGCUCUUGAGGAAAAUUGAAAUUGAGCGAAGAGGCCUAUUGCUGUAUGUCUGUCCCUGUUAGCACCACUGAGGAUUUUCCUCUGCCCUAGCUGGGAAGAAAGCUCCUUCACCACUUCAUGUUACUGAUGGAAAUAGGUGAGGUCUAAGAAAUGUACUCCAUUUUGUCACUAUUGAUGCUGAUUUUAAUGAUUUGCUUUUAAGAGAGAUCACUGGUAGCAUUGCAAGGCUUAUUGGAACUGCUUUAGGAGGGAGUAGGCCCACUGAAAGAAGCCUCUCCUUCCUGUUUAGGCCCAUAAUCUUGCUCACUGUAGAACUAAGAUUCACUCUGAGCAGCGGCCAGCUCCCCUUCGUAGGCAGGCUGAUUGCUCUGCUCUGCUCUGCAUCACAGAACAGCACAAACCCUUUAAAAUGACAGUCCUUCCUCUACAGGUAAUGAUCUUGCCUGAAAAUCCAGACCUGACCUUUUUUGUGUUUAUUUGUGGAGCAGUAUACUAGCUACGUAUUACUGGCCUCUCGCUUGCUAAGAUAAGUGAAGCAUAUUUGCUAACCAUCUCAAUAGAAGAAAACAGACAAGUAUAAUUCAGUUCUUCUAUUGUCUCCGGCACACUUUAAGGAGAGCAUUAUCUUGUGUUCGACAUGUACAGACUGUUGUUCCGCACAGGUUAGCGAACAAAUCAAGUGCCAAAGUCACUUGAUAAAAAUGACCGUAACACACAACAAAGAUGCUUUGAGAUAGUAGGAACUGACAAUGCUGGAGAAUCUGAGACAACAAGGUAUAGAGCUGGAUGUACACAGCAGGCCAAGCAGCAUCAGAGGAGCAGGAAAGUUGACAUUUCGGGCCUAGACCCUCCUCCAAAAACGUUAAGAUAUGGCAAUUAAUGUAGCUUAAAAAAUAAAGGAACACAGUCUAAACUGUUGCUUGCCGCUGGUUUGACAUUGGUACAGGUAGGUUGGGGCAGUGUGUGAUGAAAUCACUUUGUAUAUAUGCACCCCAAAUUAACUUUUCUGAAGAAGGGUCUCAACACGAAAUGCCAACUUUCCU
Molecule: messenger RNA, 5292 nt
Organism: Stegostoma tigrinum
Lineage: Eukaryota; Metazoa; Chordata; Chondrichthyes; Orectolobiformes; Stegostomatidae
Product: prostaglandin F2 receptor negative regulator
Exons: 9
Coding region: 315-2942 (875 amino acids)
Source: RefSeq, a predicted model, not a curated record